UCUCUCUUACCCUUCGGAGGGGUUCAGUCAUCUCGCGCCAGCCGAGCCACGCGCACUCGCCUGUUUUACGUUCUGGGCUCGGUGAAAGAUUCUCUCUCUGCUUCGGACGCCUCUACGUUCUCACGCGUUCUCUCUCGACUACGGAUCGUCCGACGUUGUUCUAAUAACCCCGUGAAAAACGGGGGUUGAACCGUCGGUUUAGCAGCGGGCCGCGCGCGGUCUCGCAGGAUCGUGCCAACGUUUCCUUUUUUUUUCCUUCUCCCUCGGAUCGAGCGGAGUCAGGAUCGCCUUGGCCUAUCAGCCCGGUCAGUGGACAGCUAGACACACGGAACCAGACCGCCUCCUCCGGACGGAAGCCACGGAACACCCCCACUUCUUCUUCUUCUGGUCAACCUAAGCCUCCCCCACCAACCAGCCGGAGUGGAGUGUUCCGCGGUGUAGAGUGGAAGGCACACCGGGUAGCGAGUUUCACGGGUGGAGAACCCGCGGAUACGUCGCGAUCAACCCCCCAGAAGAAUCGCCGGUAAGGUGGAGGACGUUUUUCCAACGUUUCGAGUUGUUUGAACGCGCUGCUUUCGACGCGAAACGUUUUCCCCCUCGUACGUUUCUGCGUCUUAUCGUGAUCUCGCUCGUUUCGUCCGGUGGACGCGCGCAUACCCCACCCUCUGCGGACCAUUGCCACCACCAGUUGGCAAACAAACCCUCUCCCCACCCCCUCGGGCGUGAGUAGAGAGAGCCGAGCUAGGGAAGAGAGGACAGUGGCAUCAUCGCGCGCCGCCAAUUCUCGACUUCUCUUCGUGAAUUCGCGCUGGUACCGGGGACUUCCGGUUCCACGGCGUCGUCGAAGGGUCGCCGGAGUCGUCGUUCGUGUUACGUCGAAUUAAGUGAUCCGUUUCGUGGAUGUCCAUCGGAUGACAGUGCAACUUGUUGGGGGAAAAAGAGAAAGAAAAAAACAACAGGGCCAGUGCUUUUUUUCUCUUCGUGGACAGUGUGUAAAUAUACGAUCGAUGUGACAAGUUUUUCGUGACCAGUGUGACUCGAGGGAAUAGAUUACCGGAGACAAGCUUGGUGAUCGAUACCCGGCUCGCAACCUCAGUCGGUUCGAACUGAUCGGUGUUAACGCGAUGCCAAAGUGAUACACUCCGCCACACGAAACUUUAGACAGAGCCACCGUACUAUACGUGAGUGAUGAGACACGGCGACGACACGCGAUCGGGUGAAGUUUCCCUCUUCGUGUAGGAAAAUCGACGUAAGGAAGUUACGACCAACGACUAUCGUCAGACCCAUCCACCUUUCAUCGAAUUCGGGGAUCUCAUCGCCGGGAGAGCGCUACUAUGUUCACCAAACGAGAGACAAGAAGCGGAGGAAACGGAGAUACUCGUUGAGAAAGGGAGAAAUAGAGAGAGAGAAAGAGAGAGAAGUCGAGAAUGCAUUGAAGAGCCGGCCGAUUGAGGAGAUUCGAGAUGUCCGCCGUAACCAGCCCGUAUGGCCCCACGGAGAGUCGAGUGUGAGCUAAGAUUCCUCGCUUUUCCCGGGUCGAAGGACCCGGAGUCUGCACCUGCCUCGGUGUCUGAUGCCCCGGUUCCUUUCUCAUCAGCGGAGAUGCUUUCCGACUCGGUGUACAACUACGCAACGACCCGGCGGGGGACCGCCGAUCAGGACAGCGACUCCCAGUACGAGGGCCAGGCCCAGCUGCAGAUCACUAGCAUCCAAAAGCCGCGUAACAAGCGCAAGAACUUCAAGCCGAUAAGCAGCCGGAUGGUGGAAGUGUCCGAUGAAUCUGAAAAGGAGGACGAUGAGUUGGAAACGUUGGAGGAGAGUUCCAGCGAGAUAUUGGAAUACGAGAGGAAGACGAUGCUGUUGCCAGCGGAGGAUAGAUCGAAGCAAAGGCUGAACAACAACGAGGUCAGCCCCAUGGAUCUGUCCGUUGCUACCAGGCCACCAUCUUCCGAGGCUGACGAUGACAGUGGGGAUUCACUUAGGCAUAAGUUCAUCCUGGAACAGCUCAGAUCUCAGAAACUUUACUCCCCUGGUACCGAGGCCAGAAGUCCGAACUCAGAAUCGUCGGAGAAAAGUGGAAGCGGCGUUUUGGAUACCGAAUCGGGACGAUUGGACGAUACUCCGUUCGAGGAUGAUCGAGGGCAGGAUGGUGACGGUGAGACCGAGUGCGAGGAGAGAAAACCCUUCGAAGGAAUGAGGGAGUACGCUGAAUCGACUAUGCAAGAGUUGUUGGCGAUUUACGGGCUGGCGGGAGGAGAAUUGGCCAAGUCAGUGAGCAGACAGCUACCGCCGACCUUUCUGAACCCUCCGACUGGUCAUCAGCCUCACGGGAAGGUGAAAGUGAAAGAGGAAAAGGAUGCAUCGUCAAUGGCGCCGGGAAGUCCUCCGACGCCUCCGCACACCCCCCAAAGCCCACCGCGACACAAUCCACCCCCUAGCAACCUGUCUCAGUCCUGUCAGACUUCGAAUGCCAAUUCACCAAACUUACAACAGCAGCAGCAACAGCAUCAGCAACAAGAAUCGAAUCAACAACAGCAACAACAACAUCAAUCGCUUCACGCGAUGGCUAACACACCCCUCAGCCAGAUCUUAGUGCAGAAUCCGGCAGUUGCUCAACUAUUGCAACAAAAUCCAGCGAUUCUGUCGCAGAAUCCGCAAUUGGCGCAGUUGUUGCAGCAAAAUCUUCAAGUUCAGAUCGGCAGCGUCCUUUUCCAGAACGUCAGGAGGGAGGAACCUGAAGAGCCGAGGGUACCGCCGACAAUAGCGAGCCUGGCGGCGAUGAAGGUGGAGGCAGCUGACCCGAAGGUUUCCGCAUUAUUGAGACAAAGCAUGUCUCCGGUUGCGGACACCUUGAUCGGUAGCUCGAAAAGCUCUGUGUCACAACCGAUAAUCGAUUACUCCCGAUACGUGAGGCGGUACACGUCGGGUCAAGAAUGCGGUAGCUCGUAUUGUAAGGAGCUCGGUUGCCGAGAGCAUUUUCACUGUCUGGACUGCAGUGGUAGGGUCUUUGUGAAAAAGGAGGAAAUGAUCAGGCAUUUCAAGUGGCACAAAAAGAGGGACGAAUCUUUGCAGCACGGGUUCAUGAGGUAUUCGCCGACGGAUGAUUGCUCGGAGAGGCAUCCGGGUCGUGCUUGCCCCCACAAUAGAAAACAGACACACUACCACUGUAUCCACGAAAAUUGCGAUAAGGUUUACAUAUCGACAUCAGACGUGCAGAUGCACGCCAACUACCAUCGCAAGGACUCGGCUAUCAUACAAGAAGGUUUCCAGAGAUUUCGCGCUACCGAGAGCUGUGCUACCGAUCACUGUCCCUUCGUUGGCCAGCGGACCACGCACUUCCAUUGUCGCCGACCAGGUUGCCGGUUCACCUUCAAGAACAAGGCUGACAUGGACAAGCACAAAUCGUACCACAUCAAAGACGAGCAAUUAUCCCGCGACGGGUUCAAGAAAUUCAUGAAGUCCGAGGCGUGUCCCUUCGAGCAAUGUCGUUUCUCACGCGUCUGCAAUCACAUCCAUUGCAUACGACCUCAUUGCAGCUACGUUCUCCAUUCAUCCGGUCAGCUGUUUUCUCAUAAACGAAAACACGAGCGUCAUGAGACGGAAUUGGCUUACAGAAAGUACAAGCAGAUCAACGCUGUUGGCGGUAUUCGACCGCCAGGAUCAUGGCCACCGGAUGAUCUCAGCACGCAGAGUCUCUCCUUGAGUCUUAAUGGCGAAAGCUCGAACGAGGAUAGAGGCUCGCCGUCGUAUUAUUCUUUGGAUGAUUCCUUUCAGAGUGGUAGCGACCUAGCGAUGGAUCUCACCGCGCCAACAACCACGGUCACUGCUAGUGGAAGUUCCACAGUGACUGUGGAUCAUCAGCAUCAACAGCAGCAACAGAGUCAGCAGCUUACUGCCACAGAACUCGCGUAUCUGGUACCUGCGACAGCCGACUGUCCCUGUCACAUAGGUAGAGAGCAUCACCACUGCGGAUUAGAUCGCUGUGGUACAGCUCUGAAGGAUCCUCGCGAAGUCAGGGAACAUUUGAGAGAGCACGAGACUCAAGAGCGUAUCACCGAUGCCUUCUUCGAGGAAGGUGGCUGCGACGACAGUUGUCCGUAUGCCGAUAAAGAGAAACAUUAUCAUUGUAAUUGGGAGAACUGUCGCGAAGUAAUCCUUUCGACUGAUAAACCCUUCCGUCGACUGCAACAUUAUAAGAUUCAUGAAUAUAGUCGACAGUUAAAUCUCUCUUGUUCUUCUCACGCUCUAUCCUCUGAUGUUACGUUAACGCACUUGACUAAUAUCGACGCGAUGUUCAGGCGGAAGAGAGGCAGGCCUCCAAAAAAUAGGGUUAUCGAAAUUUGGUCCGGCGGUGACCCAGCUACUCAUACUCACGACUCUCCACAAGCGAUCUUCACCAGUUUCAAGCUACCCAAACCUCAGACGCCUAGUCUGACACCCAAUCCUAUGAUCGAAGAGAGAGAAGGAAGUAUCUCACCUUCGAACAGUCUUGGCGAACCAGAAGGAUUCUCCACCUACAAUCCAGACGGUUGCCCAGAUCCGGCUUGUGUUCUCAGAUCAACGAGACACCAUCACUGCUCGCAGCUGAGGUGUCAUUUCUCCACCGAUAGACCCGACCAGCUACUGAUGCAUAGCAAAGACUUUCACGAUAACGUCGACAUACCGCCCGGCUUUGCCUUCUUCGAUAAGAUGGUAGAUUGUCGACUGGCUGGCUGUCACAGUAAUCGCGUUAAUCGGCAUUUUCACUGUACCAGGCCGAACUGCGGCUACUCCUUCGUCAGAUACUCGACGAUGGCAAUGCACGAGAAACAGCACAGUAGUCACGACGAUCGACCUGAAUGCUCGUCGAACCAAGAAUGUCAGACGCAAAUUCAACCUAUGGUUCAAGAAACGAAGCCGAGGAUUCAAGUAAAGAAUCCGGCUGAAUUAAUCGAAAAACCUGAGGAAAGUUUGGCCAGUGACAUGGAGAACAGAUCAAUUAUGGACGAAAAGGAAUCGGAGAUCCCUAGCCCAGAUGUUAAUAAGACCACCGUGGUGAGGGCGGCUGGCACCUAUUAUCCGGUCAGUGGACCGCCGAGUGAACCCGCACUUCCGGGCGUCGUGCUAUCCAUGCGAACUUCCGUGCACCAAGAGUCGCCGGUUCUUCCAUCCACGUCUUCAGCGUCGCCACAUACACUGUAUGGACCAGAGCAGAGCUGUAGCAGGCCCUUCUGCAAAUUAAAGCGCAAAAACCAUUACCACUGUAACGCCUGUAAUCAAGCAUUCUCCGAACUGGACCGACUGGUGGCACACAUAGCGAAACAUUCUACAGGCGCCAUUCUCAGUCAACAGCAGCACGAUCUAACCAGUCAAGCGCCUAGUCAAAUGCAACACGACUAUCUGGCGCAAUUAUCGCAGAAGCACGACUUUAUGGCACAGAACGCUCAAAUGGCUCAGAAUAUUCAGAAUUUCCAGAAUCAGAUGCAACGUCAGAUGCAGCAGACUCUGGGUCAAAUUAGCCAACAGACCCAAGUGAAAGAGGUGAAAAUCGAGCCAACGAGAUGUGGCUCGGAUGUGGGAGUUCAGAACGUUCCCAAUGUUAAGAGAGAACCGAGUGAAGUAUCAAGGGACGAUGGAAACAAUUCGGUGAUGGAUAACAACGAGAAUGGCCAGUUGUCUCAGCCGAGUAUGCCAACCAGUGUCCAACAAUCCCCAGUUCCCACCAGCUUCGAACUCGACCUUAGUCACGGAUUCCAUUUUCCUAACCCUGCUGUAAUGGCUGCUAUGAAUCAACAGAUAGCCUUGAUGAACCAAGCCCUGCCACCUUUCCUGCAGCAUGGCGGCAUGUACACUGGUGGACCAGGGCUGAUGUUUGCUCCAGGUUUACCUCCGACCAAUUUUCUACCUCCAACCAGAGAUGAAAAUCCUUUAGCUUCGUUAGCUGCGAAUCUUAAUCUCAACAAGAGAUCCUUGUCUCCACCUGAUAGUAAUUCUCCAGAGGCGAAGAAGCAGAGGCUUCAUCAUUCCAUGCGGAUGCUGAAGGACGAGCCUGUACCGGAGGGAUACGUCAGGUUCAGAUUCAACGAAGACUGUAGGUACCCGCACUGCGGCUACAGAGAGCACCAGACACAUUUCCACUGCAUGCGUCAAGACUGUGGCUACUCGUUCUGCGACAAAACGCGUUUCGUUCAGCACACGGCGAGACACGAGCGUCUCGACACUCUAAUGGGCGGUGAUUUUCAACAAUAUAGAGCCAAUGUUCCCUGUGGAAGAGCACAGUGUGCCUACACCUCUUCGUUAGGCUCGAUGCAGAACAAGGCUUCGCACUUUCACUGUUUGAAAUGCGAUUUUGUCUGCACAGAUACGAACAAAGUGGUCGCUCACAGGCGACAGCAUGCGAAAUUGGACAGUAUCGCGGCGGCCGGUUUUCAGAAAUUCACGCCGAGUCAGCCUUGCGGUGGUGUCCAAUGUCAGCAUUCCGGUAAACAGACACACUACCACUGUCUUCAGUGUCAGUACGCUGUUCUGGGCCUAGCGCAGAUGUCUGCUCACAAGUAUCGACACAUGGAUACAUAACGACGUUCACCGGAGCUACCACUCGUUGGAGAAGACUCAAGAAAGACAAUUCUCUGGUCCCCGGUAGACAUUCCUUGAAGAGUCCAGGCCCGAAGCCGAAGAAAGAGUAAGGAAGCAGCGGGGGGCUGAAUCCAGCCGACAAAUUCGGAUCUCGCUGAUGAAAUCUGAUUACAAGAGGACCGAGGGAGGAGUAAACUAAAAAAGACAAUUUUAUGCACCCUGUAGACAUUCCCUGCAGAAUUUCGCUCGCGAUUGUCCAUGCCCGAUACGCACGACGCGUAUGUACGUUUGUUCGACGAGGCUGGAUGAUUAGGAGCAGACCCCGACCGCGGCCUAGUCAUUAAUCUUCAGCCGUUCUAUCGACCAGGAGAAAUCGAUAGCUCUUGGCGGCGUGUGUGUCUUCUCGUUCGGAUCGAAACAGCAUAUGUAUAUAUAUAUAUACAUAUAUAUCGGUCGAUGCAUCGAAUGGAACUGUUCAGUCAAACUCGAUGACUUCGUACUUACCAGAGGAGAUAUUUAUUAACUGAAUGACGAUCUUUUUUUUUAAUAUUUUCACGAUCCUUCUCGAAUCGUCUCGGCGAUGGGCGAAGAAGUGGAGAAUUUUUGAAGAAUUUUGAAUGAAUUUCGUGUCACAGAAUGAUUUCGUAAUGAAAGAGAUCUAUGGAACGACGGAAGAAACCUGGCAUAGAACCGUAGACAAUAAACAUGAACGACAAGUCUAUCUUAUAGCUUUAGAUCGCGAGGAUAAAAGACAAACUAUAAUAUUUAAAAUAGAAAAAGACCUUGUACAUUUCGUUUUCCUUCUUUGUUUUCCUCAUAUUUUUUUUUUUUUUUUUUUUUUUUUUUUUUUUUUUUUCUAGUAUCACUCGCGUACCCUCCGCGAAAUUAGUCGUCACGACGAUUUAGCUCCUAGAAUAUAGAUAGUUAAUAUAUGUAAAGAACUGACACGCGAGAGAGGAAAAGCUCGAAUCUCUUUGCAGAGAACUUACUAAUGAAAUUUACUGAAACUCGAGUCCAGGAUUAUAUAAUUCAGACUGUUGUUUUUCUAUGUAAAUGAUCACCGGCAAGAAAGGCGAGUUAAAAAGACAAGAACAUUGUGUCUAGUCCAUCGCGUCAUUGAUGAUCGUUGCUAAUUAACGCCGAAGAAUUUUCCAAAAAUUCACGGUAAUUGGUAAAAUGAAAACAUAUAGCAAAGAGAUCGUUCGUCAAUGGUGCAAUGAUUUUUCUACGAUUGUUCAGUUUUCCUUUUUUUUUUCUUUUUUCUUUUAAUAAGAACUCACAAUUGUUUUCUUAGUUCCUCUUUUAUAUUGACAAAGGAACUUGCAUAGCCGAAAUGGUAACGACUCGUACUAAAGAUUAUACGCUUUCUCGGGACACGUGCCACGACUAGGAGGGUAUGCGUUUCUCAUUAAUCGUAUUACAAACAGUAUUGAUAAAAAAGGAUAUAAAGUAAUAAAAAAAAAAAAAGAAAAAACUGCAAGAAAACUGAGAGUUAACAAAAAGACUGCCAGCCAAGACGAGACAGGGCGAACACAGAUCAAGGAGUAUUCAGUGACUCUUGUUCGCUUUUCAGGCAACCGUUGCUUGCUGUAAUUUUAAAGGAGUUUUAAAGGAGAAGCAUGUACGAAAGGUAUACUUUAAAAUGCGAAUGCUCGAAAUAGAAGAUCGGCUGGUGUGCGUUUUAGAUGCGGUGCGUAUCGGAAACGAUAGGAAUUCUCGCGUUCCUGUUCCCAGGGGAUACUCAGCAAUGUUACGAUAUCAUUAAUUUGGUAAAGUAGAUUUCUACUGGAAAAAUAUUUUCAUUCGUCUUAAUAUCGGAGCGAUCGUAUACAGCAAAUUUGAGUAGAAAAAGCUUUUCCAUUUUCCAAAAUAUCAAUUAAAGCUUCGUCUCUAUAAAAGUUGCCAAACAUCACAGUAUGCGUUUAUCUAUUAAUUUAAAAAAUUAAUAUUUUAUAAUUUUAUUAUUCUCUGUAAUAUCCUAUAGGAUAUCAAUUUUAACAAUUUCUAUGCAAAUUUUCGACUUUAUUUAUCGUAUCGUUGGAGCUUCCCCCCUAUUAAAAAAAAAGACGAUCGACGAGUAACACGACGGACCUAAAGAAGACAGUGAAUUGCGUAUUUUCUCGAGGAAUACGAUCGACUAUGUAGCUUUUAGAGUGUGCAUAAUCCCACCGGGAUGAAAUGUAAGCGUGCGAGCGUUGGGUGACGCGCUAGGGUGCCUUUAGAGUUUUCCCCGAACUUGUAGGACCGUGCCUUAGCAACAAUGACCGAUUAUUUACACAAAUUCUUUUAAUACGAAUGAUAAUAAAAAGAAUAAGAAAAAAAAGACACACUGCAACGAUGUGAAACACGAUCGUAGGAAGUUAGUGCCUUAAAGAAGCGCGUCGAAAUACAAGAAAAACAAAAAAAAAAAAAAGAAAGAAAGAAAA
This is a messenger RNA of Bombus pascuorum, 8981 nucleotides long. RefSeq lists its product as uncharacterized. Bases 1486 to 6555 code for a protein of 1689 amino acids. Lineage: Eukaryota; Metazoa; Arthropoda; Insecta; Hymenoptera; Apidae. Gene Ontology annotation, molecular function: DNA-binding transcription factor activity, RNA polymerase II-specific; RNA polymerase II transcription regulatory region sequence-specific DNA binding. The transcript is spliced from 11 exons. The record is from RefSeq and is a predicted model, not a curated record. Gene Ontology annotation, biological process: positive regulation of transcription by RNA polymerase II; regulation of neuron differentiation. Gene Ontology annotation, cellular component: nucleus.